AUGACAUUUUUAGUAAUUGUAUUAUAUUUAAUAGGAAUUUUUAUUUUUUUUAUUAAUCGUUAUUAUUUAAUAAUAAUUUUAUUAAGAAUUGAAUUUAUUUAUAUAAGCUUAUUAUUAAUACUUUGCAUUUUUUUUUGCAUAUUUAAUAUUUUAGGUGUAUUUACUUUUUUAAUUAGAAUUGUUUGCGAAGCUGGAUUAGGGUUGAGAAUAUUAGUAAUAAUAAGAUUUUAUUACGGAAAUGAAAUAAUAAAAAUAAUAACUUUAAUUAAAUGUUAA
This is a messenger RNA of Rhipicephalus microplus (southern cattle tick), 276 nucleotides long. Lineage: Eukaryota; Metazoa; Arthropoda; Arachnida; Ixodida; Ixodidae. The record is from the annotation of a RefSeq genome assembly.